Apiotrichum porosum is the source of this 591-nucleotide messenger RNA. RefSeq lists its product as uncharacterized. The record is from RefSeq and is a predicted model, not a curated record. The transcript is spliced from 3 exons. Bases 1 to 591 code for a protein of 196 amino acids. Lineage: Eukaryota; Fungi; Basidiomycota; Tremellomycetes; Trichosporonales; Trichosporonaceae.
AUGGACCACUGGUACAAAUCGCCCUCGCGCGACUUCCUCGAUCUCGAUCCAGAACCGAUCGUCGGCGCGCUUCUCAAUGGCCACGGGGUGGGAUGGCCCCCGGCCCUCGACUACAUGGUCAGGCUCGACCCUCGACUGCGUGUUUUCGGGCGUGCACUGCAAGUCCUGUCGCUCGCAUUGGCUGGUGAAGCCGUGAAAUGGACAGACGUCGAGCCAUUUGAGUGGUACAGCCGCCCACUGGAAGUCGGAAACCGACUCCAUCUCGUCGAGAUGUACCACCGCACAGUGUCGGCUAUCCACCGUCGUGCCAGGCGACUGUGGUUGACUCCUCCGCCGAAGACCACGCUGGAGCGGCACCUGUGGCACGCCCAAGGCCGAAUCUUCGAGGAGCUAGCUGACAUGAGCACGAUCCAUGUGCGACACUUUCUCCGUUCAUGUGCGCAGGACCUCGAGCACGAACCCGAGCGUCGCCAAGUCGUACUCUACGUGAACCGGCAGCAAAAGGAAGCGCUCUUGAGCCGGUUUCGCCUCGUGGAGGGUGGUGUCACCGGGGCGGACAUUGGCGAAAAGGGUGGAAACAAUGAACAGUAG